AUUGUUUUUCCGUAUAUGACAAAUGCCUUUGAAAUAUUGAUAAUUCUGUAUUAAUGGGGAUGUUGACCGACUAUUUCUUUGAUAAUGGUCCUUGCGUUCUUUCUUGACCGAUAACAAGUUUCAGCGGAGCAAGCGGUGUGAUUUACAACAACGUAUUCCAGAACCUAAGAAGCCAGCUAAUCAUCAGAGCAAUUACAGCAUCCACAACACCACAAUCAAUAUUUUAAAAAAUGAAAAACAACGAUAAUAAUGAACAACAUCGUACUACACACUGACAAUAAUAAGAAAGGAACCCCGAAUAUUUUUCUACUCCCUCCUGUUGCCAAACGCCGUCCUAUGUCGAUGACAACAUCCACUGCAUCUCGGAUAGAAAUGGCAUCAGCCGCGAAUUCUCUUUCCACCGUUCUUACUUCUGCCAGGAAUAAGCAGCUUUCUGCUAUGGAACAACUUAGUAGAAUAACGGUAGCGGAGGCCGCUCUCCGCAAUUAUAAACAGCAACAAAAUGAACAAGAAGAGAUGCUACAAAAGCAACAGCAGCAUCGCCAUCUACUACAGCUACUCCAGGAACAACAGCAGCAUCAGCGGCACCGACAGCACCUCCAGAAUCAACAAAAGAAACUUCACAAUGAGCUUCAACAAAGKCAACGACUACUAACGACAGCACCAACACAAGUAAAAGUAAAAGCACCAUUGAGCUCAGACCUAGCGCAGCGUUUGCUUUGGUUGGAGCUGCGCAAUCAAUCGCUGGAACAGCAGCUGCUUUCAAAAUCCAUCGAGGUAGAAAAAUUGAAAAACCUUUUUUUGGCGGAGCAGAGGGUCGGAACGUCCGUUCUGAAAUCUGAGGCAGCCCAGAAGCAAAGACUUUCCAUCCUCAAAGAUACCAUAGAAGCACAGAGGGAGGAAAUAGCCAAGCUGCGGUUCCAGUUGCAAUUCGCGGCCACUACAGCUGCAGCCGCAGUGGUGACGAGACAGAAUGCCGCUACGGCUUCGAUAUCCGGUGCCAGUGGUAUUGCUGCUGCGAAUGCGUCCGCUCUCGCAGCCACCGGCCUAGCAUCGCAACCGAUGGGAGGAUACUGCCCCGUAUGCCGGACGGUGGACCAUUCGCUAGUCAACUGCGGUAUUCUUCGAAUGCACGGAUAUCAUGUCAAUCUUGUGGCCCCCGAAGACCAAACGAAUCAUCCUGUGGCAACAAGUCGCAACAAAAUUGAUGGCAUUCUCCAACAGGCAGUUCUAGUAGACAGUCUAGCAGAUCUACAGCAGCGAAUAGCGGUGCCGUCACCACUACUCAACCAUUAUCUGGGUGGCCAGCUUAUUACGGAAGAGCAAAAAUCUACAGCAAUCCCCCCUCGUCGCGAUUAUAAUAGUCAUGAACAGCAGUCAGAGAAAGUAAUUGAUAUAUUGGAUAGUGAAACCGAGAGUGACGGCAACGGAAAAGGAGACGACUACGAGAAUGGUGAUAAAAAUGGUGCUGCGAGUGACAGUGUUGUUGAUGAUGAUAAUGGCGAUGCCAAACCAAGGGCAACAAGCCCAAAAGAAAAUGGUGACGAGUCGGAUUUGGAAGACAAUGAAGAAAACAAGGAAGCCGACGCCUACAGCAAGAGCGAUGAAGGGGACGAGGAAGAAAGUCACGCUGCAGCAAAAGCCGAUGUCGCAACUUCGGCUGAUCUUCUUCUAUUCCAAGAAAGUACCACCGAGCUUGCUGAAAUCAAUCGCGAUCGGGGACGGAAAGACCGACCUAUCGCUAUCGAUCUACGUCUCGACGCAAGCGGAGAAGAGUCCGACGCUCCUGAGUAUUCGCAAGGCUUUAGCACAACUCAAACCGGAGCUAUUAAAUUGCAAGAUUGUAUGCAGGACGGAGGCGAAUCACCGUCUUCAAGACAAGGCCAAUCCGAGGAAAACAGAACCGGACGCCACUCUACAGUCCCUCAUUGCAGCGGCAUUCUCGGUGAUUUCAUCUGCAAGGAAAUAGCAGAAACCGACGACGACGAAAUCAAAAUAGUUGGCGAAACAGGAAAGAACGCUCUCUCCGACUUUGCCCACCCACGCUACGACUGUGUGGCGAAACCCUUCGACAAGAAUCCAACUGCCUUCUGUUCUAACUGCUACUGCUACGUGUGUGACGUCAAAGUCUCAGAGUGCGAAAGCUGGAUCAUUGAGGGGGACCAAGAAAGCGACACGGGCAACAACACCACUGCUAGGAGCGAUUCCCACUGCUUCGCUCAUCGCAGGGUCCCCUCCUGGAAGAAGCGUCGUGGCAGGCUGAUCGCCAAACGCUUGCGACCUGAGCGGGCCCUCAAGGAAAUUGCUAUUUUUUUGCCAGACACGGUUCCAACAAGCCUUCCUCGGAAACGACGUACCAGGGGUAUUAUGCGAUACGGACAGGACGAGGGCUACAACACAAGGGGCCAAGGCAAGGACGAAACCAACGUCGGCAGUGGAUCACAGGGCAACACAAAAAGUAUAGGAUUAGGAGGAUACUGUUCUUCCGAUCGAAACAGCAGCGGUAAAAGGAAAAAAGAUCCCCCCCGUGACCGUCACCUCAGGAGUUCGAGAAAGCGAAACCAUCGAUAGCGGAACGAAAACAUGGUGGAGCAAUGAGGGCAUUGCUUGAAUCGAACCAUGCUGAUGGUCCACAUGUUACAAAAAUCAAAAUACAAGAGUUGA
Pseudo-nitzschia multistriata is the source of this 2664-nucleotide messenger RNA. Lineage: Eukaryota; Bacillariophyta; Bacillariophyceae; Bacillariales; Bacillariaceae. The record is from the annotation of a GenBank genome assembly.